Molecule: messenger RNA, 1185 nt
Organism: Bombus huntii
Lineage: Eukaryota; Metazoa; Arthropoda; Insecta; Hymenoptera; Apidae
Gene: qsm
Exons: 8
Coding region: 1-1185 (394 amino acids)
Source: RefSeq, a predicted model, not a curated record
AUGGGGCAAUUACGGUGGUAUACUGCAAUUCAGAGCAAAGUGAGAUGCUCGGAACAGUGGAUGGAGGUUGACAUCGUAAGGAGUAGUCCGCAAGCGAGGAUAUAUCUGCAACAGAUGAAGGACUUUCCAGACGAAGCUUGCAAACCUCGGCUUAGCAACGGCGUCGCCACGUUCCGAUUACCGCUCUUAGAGCAGGACAUGUUGCGAUGCGGUAUCACUAGAGUCGUUAACAAAGUCACGGGUCAGAAGGUGUACUUUCAUCGGAUAAUAGUGGAGGAGCCGGCGGAUUCCAGCAAGCACACGUUCACCGUAAAGUGUGUUAUCACCGAAGUCGUUGUGAAACCUGGAAUCUCGAUCGCAACCAAUCACACCGCGGUUCGACGCAGCGUUCUUCCAGCAGGUUUCCAGGAACCCGACGUGAUCGACAUCAGGGGAGAGAUUUCCGAGUCGGCACCGGUACCGAUAUUGGGAGUCGGCGUCAGGCAAGGUGGCAAUCUCGUUACCGGGGAACUGAACGUUAGCCCAGGUACGCCUUUGCAGAUGGAGAUCUUCCUGGACAAUGGCUCCGCUCCCGUUUAUGGACUCUUGGUUACUUAUAUGUUGGUCACUGAUACCAAGACACAGGAGGAGACUAUUAUUAUCAAUGGCUGUUCCGUGGACCCAUAUCUGUUCGAAAAUUUCAACACGGUGGAUGGGGACUUUCUAACAGCGAAAUUCCGAGCUUUCAAGUUUCCAGAGAGUACCUACGUCCAAUUUCGUGGUACUGUUAACGUUUGUUUGGACAAAUGCCAAGGGAUCGAGUGCAGCAAUGGUCAAAUUGGAUUCGGCAGGAAGAGAAGAGCCAUCGACGUCUCAAAUACUGACAAUAACAAGCUGUUUGAAGUGACUAUGUCUGCUCUCAUUAAAGUGGAUUUCGAGGAAGACGCAGUGGUCGAUAAAGCCUUAUCCGAGUUAUACAUCAGAAGGGGAAAGAACAGGACAAAAGCCAGAGCCGUGAUCGCGGAAGAAGUGAGAGAGCAACCAGUUCCGACCACGAUUAGGACAGAAGAAAGAGCUUUCAUAGCGCAAGAGGUUAAAGAACAGUUCAAAUAUAAGGUUACCGAGACGGAGAUAAACGGCUCGUCGUGUAGAACUGCAGUUGCAACCUUCGUCCUCGUUCUGCUCUGUCUCUGCAAAUUUUUGUAA